AUGAACUACAAAUCGUCUAUUAAAGCAAUCGACUGGACGAUAUGGUCCACUCCUCUCCAGCGCCUCUUGAUCGAAGCAUCUGACAAACCACCACCUUCUUACCGAACUGUGUCAUCUGCCUCCAGCAUCUCGGGUGACUCGUUGUCGUUGGCGCCGAUUGGAGUUCAGUCAUCUGGCUCUUCGACUCCAGAUUCUUCGAUCAUUGGCUCUGGCGAUGAACCAAUUCUGCUGACGAUCUUCUGGAGAGACUUUCAUGGCCGGCGAUAUGACGUUGCAGUUCGAGAGAGUCUAAAUAUCGAGCAGCUGUGUUAUACAGUCGGAAGGGCCAUGUCACUCAGCCACGGGUACCACGUUAUGCUUCUCUGGGGCGGCCUGGUCCUGCACCCCGAGGACUACGUCCACGAAGUGCAGUCUCAAUAUGGCUACAAGCUGAAGACCGGAAGCGAGAUCUCCGUCAUGUUGGACACCACAGAGAAAAUUGCCACUGAGGUCUGCAAUCUCGCCGCCGCGAAGCCUGCCAUCGAUCUUAUCUCGUCAAGCAAGCAUGGCUUCGUAUUCGCAGUGAAGCAAAAUAAUAACUUUUUUCUUGUGCGCGCUUACCCUCGUACACCGCUACUCGAAGUCGCUGAGGCUAUCCAAAAACGCAUCAAUCGUUAUGUGCAUACGUUCAGGAUGGUUUUCUAA
Molecule: messenger RNA, 684 nt
Organism: Fulvia fulva
Lineage: Eukaryota; Fungi; Ascomycota; Dothideomycetes; Mycosphaerellales; Mycosphaerellaceae
Exons: 2
Coding region: 1-684 (227 amino acids)
Source: RefSeq, a predicted model, not a curated record